AUGUCGUUUUGGGAUAAGUUGACAGGGAGAAAGUCAUCAAAGGAUGCUUCUAGUGGCGGAUCAACCUCAAAUACUCCAACAGACGACUUCACACCUCCACCUUUCAACCCCCAAGAAGCUCAAGAUGUCACCUCAUUCCUCACUGGCCCAGAGCUUGUAGACCCAUCACGACUGCAUCCCAUGGCAGGUCUAAACCAGCAGACGCUAGAUUAUCUAUCCCUCGAAGAAUCUACUCUCUCGGACCUUCCAGGAUCGCAGGCUGCAUUACCCUCGAGAGGCUGGUCGGACGAUUUAUGUUAUGGUACGGGUGUGACAUAUUUAACGGCGUUGACUGUAGGAGGUGCGUGGGGAUUACAGGAGGGGCUGAGGAGGUCUGCGACACAACCACCAAAGUUACGAUUGAACUCGGUGCUGAACGCUGUUACAAGGCGAGGCCCAUUCUUGGGAAAUUCUGCAGCAGUGAUCGCGAUGGUUUAUAACGGUUUCAAUUCUUUUCUUGGCCAUGCAAGGGGCAGACAUGACUCGGCGAACAGUAUCCUUGCGGGUGCGCUGAGUGGAAUGAUCUUUAAAAGUACCAGAGGGGUUCGACCUAUGAUGAUUUCUGGUGGGAUUGUCGCUUCAGUGGCCGGCGCAUGGGCAGUCGCGAGAAAAGCCGUAUUUUAA
Sclerotinia borealis F-4128 is the source of this 663-nucleotide messenger RNA. NCBI's taxonomy places the organism in Eukaryota, Fungi, Ascomycota, Leotiomycetes, Helotiales, Sclerotiniaceae. The record is from the annotation of a GenBank genome assembly.